AUUUUUCAGGUAUAAUACUUUAUAAGGAUGACAAAACAUCAUAAAUCGAUUUUAGCUGUGGUUGAUGAGAUAGUCUCUUAUUCAUCAGUAUGUUCUACAAGUGAUGAAUCAGAAUUUUUGAAGUUUGCAAGAAAUCAGGAAGAUUGUCGGCUGAAAUGGUUGAAAUCAGAAGAAGCAAAUCGUAUGUUACAAGAACGUAUUUUUCAACUACAAGCAGAGAAAGAGGCAUUAGAUGUAAAAUUGAAACAUGCAAGAAAUCAAAUUGACAUAGAGAUGCAGAGAAGAAGGAAAGCAGAAACUGGACAAGAGGAACUGGAUCGGCAAAUCUGCCUAAUCAGAGAGUUGUUGGGAGAUGGUAAACUUAACACUUUAAAUGACAAAGAACGAGAGAGUCUAGCUUUCCUUAAUGGCACAGCUUAUCAUCAGAAUGGCACACCAGUACGGAGAUUGUCGGCUAUUGAUGAAUCUGGUGAUUUGCUUUCUCCAUCUGAUAUUAGUUAUGAUCAUACAGAAGAUGAUCUUGAUUCUUCUUGUCUAAGAGGUGGAAAGAAGUGGCGUAAAGACUACCCUCAAACAAGAAAGGUUGAAGGGUAUAUCCUGUCUGCAACAGCUAAGAGAGAUACAUCAGUGAUUACCACAACAACAGUUACAGUGCCAUCUUCUGGACCAGUCACAGCUGCUACUCACAUUGAAACAAUACCAUCACUUCAGCAGAAUUUCCAAAGGCCCCAACCACUACAGACUCGUUCAAAGCCCACUCGAGAUCAUAUGAAGUUGAAUCAAGGUCAUGAUGAAAGUGAUGAUUCUUUUUGGGGUGCUCCUGAGAACCAGCACCUGAAAGCAGCAUUGUAUAACUCUCCAGCUCCUAAAUCACCAGUUCUGAGUCCACAAAGUGCCCCUUCACAAAGUCCAAAGAAGCCACAACGUCCUCAUACGUUUGUAACUAAGACUGUUAUUAAACCAGAAUCCUGUAAUCCUUGUGGCAAGAGGAUUAAAUUUGGCAAAUAUGCAUUGAAGUGUAAAGAUUGCCGUGCAGUUUGUCAUCCAGACUGUAAGGAGAUGGUAGCAUUGCCCUGUGUUCCAUCAGCAAGUACUCCAGGUAAAAAAUUAUCCAACACCUUGGGAGACUAUGUACCAACUUCGAGUCCUUUGGUUCCAGCAAUAGUUGUAAGUAAUAAUAUAUCAUACUUAUUGGCUUGUUUUGGUACAAUUGUUAUAAUUCCUACAUAUAUUUAUAAGUGCCACUGGUCACAAGCUGUUAAAGAUCUAAAAGAGAAAAUCCUACGAAGCAAAGGAAAUCCACAGCUUGAGAAGGUGCCUGACAUUCAUGUAGUUUGUGGGACAUUGAAAGAUUUCCUCCGUCACCUUGAUGAGCCUUUAGUUACAUACAAACUUCACAAAGCAUUUAUGAAUGCCACAGAGUAUUCAGACAAUGAGGAUGGCAUUACUGCAAUUUACCAAGCUAUCAGUGAGUUGCCCCAAGCCAACAGAGAUACCCUGGCAUAUCUUAUACUUCACCUUCAAAGGGUUACUGAAUGUCCAUCAUGUCGUAUGCCAUCGGCAAAUCUUGCAAAGGUUUUUGGACCAACUAUUGUAGGACAUUCAUGUGCUGAUCCUGAGCCAAUGGUCAUGUUAAAUGACACCAAGAAACAACCAAAGGUUAUUCACCUCCUAAUGUCUUUACCGUCUGACUUCUGGAGAGCCUUCAUAAAUAUUGACACAGAAAAUGUUCAUGGAGGCAGCAACAAUAUCAUAGCCAACAACAAUGCUGGAACCCCUGGGGAAAACUCAGUUCCAUCAAGUAUGUUGGGACCUGUCCAUACACCUGGCAAAUCAUACCAUGUACAGUUACUUGCCUAAGUCGAGUUAGCUUAUUUCUUAUGGGUAAUGUAAGUAAUGAUAUAUACAGGUACAGUAUUAACUCUGUGGCUUGUGUUAAUAAAUACUGCUUUUUUUACAAUGUUGCUCAUAUAUAUACUAUAUUAAGUUUACUGUAAAAUAUGAAUUUAACCAUCAUGUCACAUUGAACUGAAUUUCAAAGUAGAUCAAGUUUAACUAUGUCAAUGUUCUGAAUACUUUGAUAAAUAUAUUUAGAUUUGUUCUCAAUGCAAUGGAAGGUUGAUGGGAACUAUACUUCAUGUGAUAAAUAUAUAUUAUAUGGGGAGUAUGCUGGUGUAUAGGAAAACAUUGACCAUUGAUAACUAAUUAUCCAUAUAUGGAGCAAGUGAAUGACCAUAAACGUUUGACCAUAUUGGUGACUAAAUAACCAUAUGGAGUAACUGAAUGACAAUUACAUUUUGUAAACAUGCAGAAUCCUUAAAAAGUUUUUGUAAUUCAGUGUUUAAUUUGUGAAUAAAGUUAAUACCUGUAUGCUUGAAUAAUUAAGAUUUGUUGUAUUUUUUCUCAAUUUUAUUUUAGGAAGGCUAAGAUAUGCAAGUUGUAUACGAAAUUGAAUAAAGUUAACAAAAAAAAAAU
Anneissia japonica is the source of this 2475-nucleotide messenger RNA. RefSeq names its product rac GTPase-activating protein 1-like. The record is from RefSeq and is a predicted model, not a curated record. The coding region runs from base 28 to 1860 and encodes 610 amino acids. The transcript has 15 exons. Gene Ontology annotation, biological process: signal transduction. NCBI's taxonomy places the organism in Eukaryota, Metazoa, Echinodermata, Crinoidea, Comatulida, Comatulidae.